Schistocerca cancellata (South American locust) is the source of this 2175-nucleotide messenger RNA. RefSeq names its product protein starmaker-like. Gene Ontology annotation, cellular component: cytoplasm. The coding region runs from base 289 to 1341 and encodes 350 amino acids. The transcript is spliced from 5 exons. Gene Ontology annotation, biological process: protein ubiquitination. NCBI's taxonomy places the organism in Eukaryota, Metazoa, Arthropoda, Insecta, Orthoptera, Acrididae. The record is from RefSeq and is a predicted model, not a curated record. Gene Ontology annotation, molecular function: ubiquitin protein ligase activity.
UUUGGGGUCAUCUGUCAUUCCACUAAUCAAAGAAGAAAACAAGUAAUACUGUUGAUUAGCAGGUAGGAAUGGCGUGAGGAUAAUAGCGUAUGAAAACGAAGAAAAGACAUCAUUACUAGUGAACGGCUUUAUUUAUGUAUAAAGAGGCAAGGCCUUGUACUAUUUAUUCAUAUAACUUCACCUACCUGUGGUGGGGAUAAGUUCCAGCGGUACAUCCAAUAACAAGGAAGUAUAGACUAGUUGAUAUGAAAUUAGGUCAUUGACAAGCAGUGCAUUAUCACCAGCACCAUGAGCUGUAACAUGUUGGAUGAAGAUAAGAAAUCUGAAGAAGGAAAUCAUUUGCAUGGAAGCUGUUGGUCAAAAGAAUCCUGUCAGCUGGACAGAAGGAAUUCGUUAGUGGAAACUGAGAAAGUGGAACACACUCUAGUGGCAGGCAGUGAUAGUUUACACAGACAUAAUACAUCCAACUGUGAAAGUAUUUAUGAGUGUGAUGAUUCUUAUCAUGAUGGUCACCCAUAUCUGUUUAGUGAAAUACACGAUGACGGUAGUCAAUCAUAUGAAAUUGAAGAGCUGUGCAGAAGUGAUAAUUCUGUAAGCAGAGAGUCUCAUGUGAGAAGAAAACAAGAUGGAUGUAGUGAAUGUAAAGAGAACUAUGAGAACAGCCAACCAGCAGUACAUAACACUGAAGAACUUAAUAAUUGUGAAACUGGCAGUUGUCUGUCAGAAUCAAAUCGUACUAUAGGAGACGAUUCCUGUGAAUGUAAUGAAUCUCGUGCAGAUAGUCAAAUUGAUGACGACAAUCAGUCCUACAGGAGUACAUACACAACGGACCUUUCAGAGGAUGAAUCACUGUACUAUAACAGUGAGGCUGAAAAUGACGACGACGACGAUGAUGAUGACGAUGAUGAUGAUAAUGAUGAGGAGGAGGAGGAAGCAGAUGACAGCACACGUCCUUUGUACAUUAUUGAGUGUAACUCUGAAGAGUUUCUAGAAACUCGUCCUUCUACAGGCUUUGCAACAAUAAUAAGGGCCUUCAGUGUUUGGGCAGAAAUGGAGCAAUUUGAGAAGCCACCACCACCAGCAGCAAAAGAAGUGAUACAGAGUCUGGAAAAUUUGUCGAUAACAGAAAAAGGGUACCAGUGUCCAGUGUGCUUAGGAAUUUGUGAAAUCGGCGAGACUUUAAAAUUGCUUCCUUGUACUCAUGCAUUUCAUAAUGAGUGCAUUCUGCCAUGGUUAGAAAAGACAAAUACUUGCCCAUUGUGUCGACAUGAAAUGCCAACUGACAAUGAAGAUUAUGAGUUGUUCAAAAGAAUUGAAACAGGAAGGCAACUGAGAAACUAAAUGGUCUGUGCAUUUAUGUUGUUACUCAUGAUUAAAAUAUACCAAAUGAUAGAAUUUUGUAGCUGGAAACAUUAAACAUGUCAUUCAUCUGCUUGUAUCUGAUUGUCAGUGGAGAAGUGUACUAUAUUAUUGUGCUGUGUUGUAUUUUGAUGCCAGAGUUUUGUACUGAUAAGGGAGUGUGGAGAAGGCACAAUUGAUUUAGAUGUCAUGAAGAGAAAGUAGUUGCAUUUUCAUCUAUUGAAAGCUAUUUACCAUUGAAAAUGGUUGUGUUAGUGUCUUGUAAUUGAGGAAAAUUCCUAUGUCAAAACAGAUAAUGAGAAAUGUGUAUUUCUAUAGGCCUUAAUGAUUUUUAAGUAUGUGUCAAAAAUAUUAUAGUAUUUGUUUCCAUGAUACAAUGAAACUUAAUGUGAAAAGAGAUUUUUAUGUGAGAAAAUGAGUAGGGAAAACUUUUGGAUAUUUAGAAUAAUUGUCAUCAAACUUAUUAGGCAAUGACAAUUUUCAAUAACACCACAAUUAUUUUGAAAUGGUUAGGUUAAGUAUGUUGUUAAUGUUUGCAUUCCAUUGUAUUAGGAGUAACUGCAAUCUUCAAAGAAGAAUUGACUAUUCUAUUCAUUGGUGUGGUGAAGAAUUGUUGGUACAUAAAACACAAGUUUUGAGUUUUCUAGAAGAGAGUGGGGCUAGUGUGGACAUUUGUUUCAUACUUUGUACUAAGACCAUUUGAAGCAUUUUUUUUUUAAAUUCAGUAUCUUUGGAUUCACCAGUUUUCACAAUACCAGAAUCAUUACAGCAAUUCUUUGUAUCUUCAACAUUUUGACCAUGAGCUAAAAAAAAUAA